AUGUCGGGUCAGACGCUGACAGAUCGCAUCGCAGCUGCUCAGUACAGCGUUACGGGAUCGGCCGUAGCCAGAGCCGUCUGCAAAGCCACCACGCAUGAAGUGAUGGGGCCCAAGAAAAAGCACCUGGACUACUUGAUCCAAGCAACUAACGAAACAAAUGUGAAUAUUCCUCAGAUGGCUGAUACACUUUUUGAGCGAGCAACAAAUAGCAGCUGGGUGGUCGUAUUCAAAGCCUUAGUUACCACGCAUCACCUAAUGGUUCAUGGCAAUGAGAGAUUUAUUCAGUACCUGGCUUCUAGAAACACAUUGUUCAAUCUCAGCAAUUUUCUGGACAAAAGUGGAUCUCAUGGUUAUGACAUGUCCACCUUUAUAAGGCGUUAUAGUAGAUACUUGAAUGAAAAAGCAUUUUCCUACAGACAAAUGGCAUUUGACUUUGCAAGGGUGAAGAAAGGGGCUGAUGGUGUAAUGAGGACAAUGGCUCCUGAAAAACUACUGAAGAGUAUGCCAAUAUUACAGGAACAAAUUGAUGCACUACUUGAAUUUGAUGUUCAUCCAAAUGAACUGACAAAUGGUGUCAUAAAUGCUGCAUUCAUGCUUCUAUUUAAAGAUCUUAUCAAACUUUUUGCUUGCUACAAUGAUGGGGUUAUUAACUUACUAGAGAAAUUUUUUGAGAUGAAAAAGGGGCAAUGUAAAGAUGCUCUUGAAAUCUACAAGCGAUUUCUUACCCGAAUGACCAGAGUAUCAGAGUUUCUUAAAGUUGCAGAGCAAGUUGGAAUUGACAAAGGUGAUAUCCCUGAUCUUACACAGGCUCCUAGCAGUCUCAUGGAGACCCUUGAGCAGCAUCUAAAUUCACUGGAAGGAAAAAAACCUGGCAACAAUGAAGGAUCUGGGGCUCCUUCUCCUCUGAGCAAGUCUUCUCCAGCUACAACUGUUACAUCUCCUAGUUCUACUCCAGCAAAAACUAUUGAUACAUCUCCCCCUGUUGAUCUUUUUGCGACUUCAUCUACAGCUGCACCAGUCAGCUCUUCCAAACCAUCCAGUGAUCUCCUGGAUCUUCAGCCAGAUUUUGCUGCUACUGGACAGGCAGCUCCAGCAGCUUCUUCUGGAGCCACUUCAUGGGGAGACCUCUUGGGAGGAGAGGAUAAUCUGGCUGCACUGUCUGGUGUCACCUCUGAGCCACAGAUUUCAGAUCCAUUUGCCCCAGAGCCUAGUGCAACUACUGCUGCAACUACUGAUACUACAACUACUUCAGCUGCCGCUGCUACAACUACUACUGUUACUGCUGCCACUGCUGAAGUGGAUCUCUUUGGAGAUGCCUUUGCAGCUUCUCCUGGGGAAGCCCCUGCAGCAGCUGAAGGGGCAGCAGCACCAGCUACCCCAACCCCUGUAGCAGCAGCUCUUGAUGCAUGUUCUGGAAAUGACCCCUUUGCCCCAUCCGAAGGUAGUGCAGAGGCUGCUCCUGAGCUGGACCUCUUUGCUAUGAAGCCAACAGAGACUGCUGUUCCUGUAGUUACCCCUACAACUAGUGCAGCCACUCCAGUUCCUGCAACAACUCCUUCUCCAGCUGCUGCUGUUGCUGCUGCUGCUACUGCUACUACAGCUACUGCCACUACCACUACUGCCACCACUUCUGCUACCGCCACCACCUCCGCUCCUCCUGCUCUAGAUAUCUUUGGUGAUUUAUUUGAGUCUGCUCCUGAUGCACCUGCAGCACCUAAACCAGAUGCUACUCCUAGCAUAGAUCUCUUUGGUACAGAUGCUUUUUCAUCUCCACCACAUGGAGCUUCUCCUGUGCCUGAGAGUUCUCUUACUGGUGAUCUCCUCUCUGUGGAUGCAUUUGCAACCCCCUCUCCUCUACCCACUGCCUCUCCAGCAAAGGUGGAUUCUUCAGGUGUGAUUGACCUAUUUGGUGAUGCUUUUGGAAGUAGUGCUUCUGAACCCCAGCCCACAACCCAGGCUGCUUCUAGUUCCUCAGCUGCUGCAGACCUACUUGCCGGCUUUGGAGGUUCUUUUAUUUCUCCCUCUCCAUCACCAUCCCCAGUCACUCCAGCUCAGACCAGCUUACUACAGCCAAACUUUGAUGCAGCUUUUGGGACAACAGCUCCAACGACUGGCAGUUCAUUCGAUGCAUCAGUGUUUGAUGGCUUAGGUGAUCUUCUUAUGCCAACUAUGGCUCCUUCUGGUCAGCCUGUAGCACCUUCAGCUGCAGCAACAGUCACUCCUUCAGCAGCAAGCAAAGGCCUUGGAAGCGAUCUUGAUUCGUCUCUUGCAAACUUAGUAGGCAAUCUUGGAAUUUCUGGUACCACUUCAAAAAAGGGAGACCUUCAGUGGAAUGCUGGAGAGAAAAAACUAACAGGAGGAGCCAACUGGCAGCCAAAAGUAGCACCUGCAACAUGGUCCACUGGUGGUGUCCCAAGUGGUCCACUGACAGGAGGUGUGCCUCCAGCAAGUGCUGUUCCUCCUACAGGAGGUACUCCACCUGUCCCACAGCCAGGAGCAGCAUUUGGGAUGCCCCCAGCAGGCACAGGUGUGCCCAUGAUGCCCCAGCAGCCAGUUAUGUAUGGGCAGCCUAUGAUGAGGCCACCAUUUGGAGGUGCCGCUGGCCCUGGUGUACAGCUUUCUCCAAGCCCAACUCCUGCUACUCAGAGUCCCAAGAAACCUCCAACAAAGGACCCAUUAGCGGAUCUUAACAUCAAGGAUUUCUUGUAA
Messenger RNA from Indicator indicator, 2709 nucleotides. RefSeq names its product synaptosome associated protein 91 (gene SNAP91). Gene Ontology annotation, cellular component: clathrin-coated vesicle; synaptic vesicle; clathrin-coated pit. NCBI's taxonomy places the organism in Eukaryota, Metazoa, Chordata, Aves, Piciformes, Indicatoridae. The coding region runs from base 1 to 2709 and encodes 902 amino acids. The transcript is spliced from 28 exons. Gene Ontology annotation, biological process: synaptic vesicle budding from presynaptic endocytic zone membrane; clathrin coat assembly; clathrin-dependent endocytosis. The record is from RefSeq and is a predicted model, not a curated record. Gene Ontology annotation, molecular function: clathrin heavy chain binding; SNARE binding; 1-phosphatidylinositol binding.